Molecule: messenger RNA, 760 nt
Organism: Halichondria panicea
Lineage: Eukaryota; Metazoa; Porifera; Demospongiae; Suberitida; Halichondriidae
Exons: 4
Coding region: 94-675 (193 amino acids)
Source: RefSeq, a predicted model, not a curated record
CGUUAGUUGGAGUCCAUUAAUGCCUAUUUAUUAUCAUGUGACUAUUAUUACUGAUUAUUUUAUAGAGAUGGAGUCCUAGAUCCUACUGAAAAGAUGAUGAAUAUUGGGAGAUUAAGAUAUUUACUAUCACUCAUACUUAUCUGUGUACAUCAGAGUAAAGGUUCUGAGGAGGUGUGUACAUGUACUGUCUUGUGUGCUACUGACCUGGUCAACACCCAAGGCCCUGGUUAUUACUUUAGCAACAAUGGUGGCUGUCUCCAACUGACAACUAACUGUUCCCUAAGUUCCCCCCUGUGUGUAUUUAAGAGCCAGUCAGAGUGUAAGAGCUCCUGUGUACAGCAGCAGCAGCCCUGUCAAGACUCACCCAGUGGCUGCUGUCCAGAUGGUCAGUCCCACAGAGGCCAGUGUCCUGGUGAGACUGAUGCCGGGUUGCCGAGUAGUGCUAUGAGAUGGAAUGUUGUGUCUGUGGGUGUGGUGGGUUCAAUACUAGCCCUCUCUGUGUUGUCCAUCAGUGGACUAGCUGUCUAUUACCGACACAAACACAAGAAGAGGAAGAGAACCCGCUACAUCAAAGAAGUUAUGCAGAUGUAUGAGGAUGUCUCCUCUACGGACUCACUCUCUGAUUCAAGUGUUGACGACAACCCUGACAGCAACAACCUGUUUGAACGCUUGUAGCUAACAGCAUUAUCAUAUUUGUACACUCAAUGCAAUCACAUUGUUAUAGUGACGUUCAUCAGAAUUAUAGUUUUAUUGACAUAAA